AUGUACCUUUCCAUUUGUUGCUUCUUCUUCUGCUGGGCUCCUGCCCUGACUCUGAAGAACCUGAAUUACUCGGUGCCGGAGGAGCAGGGGGCGGGCACGGUGAUCGGGAACAUCGGCAGGGAUGCCCGGCUGCAAGCGGGGGCGGGCGGGCCGCCGCCGCCGGCGGAGCGGGGAGGCGGCCGGGGGACCAAAUCGACUUUCCGCGUGCUGGAGAACUCGGCGCCGCACCUGCUGGACGUGGACGGCGAGAGCGGGCUGCUCUACACCAAGCAGCGCAUCGACCGCGAGGCGCUGUGCCGGCGCAGCGCCAAGUGCCAGCUCUCGCUCGAGGUCUUCGCCAACGACCAGGAGAUCUGCAUGAUCAAGGUGGAGAUCCAGGACCUGAACGACAACGCGCCCGCCUUCCCCUCCGACCAGGUGGACAUGGACAUCUCGGAGAACGCGGCGCCGGGCACCCGCUUCCCCCUCACCAGCGCCCACGACCCGGACGCCGGCGACAACGGGCUGCGCACUUACCUGCUCACCCGCGACGACUACGGCCUCUUCUCGCUCGACGUCAAGUCGCGGGGCGACGGCACCAAGUUCCCGGAGCUGGUGAUCCAGAAGCCGCUGGACCGCGAGGAGCAGAGCCACCACACGCUGGUGCUGACGGCGCUGGACGGCGGCGACCCGCCCCGCUCGGGCACGGUGCAGCUCAACGUGCGCCUCAUCGACUCCAACGACAACAGCCCCGUCUUCGAGGCGGCCUCGUACGUGGUGGAGCUGCCGGAGAACGCGCCGCUGGGCACCGCCGUCAUCGACCUCAACGCCACCGACGCGGACGAGGGCACCAACGGCGAGGUGCUGUACUCCUUCAGCGGCUACGCGCCCGAGCGCGUCCGCGACCUCUUCAGCAUCGACCCGCAGAGCGGCCUCAUCCGCGUCAAGAGCAACCUGGACUACGAGGAGAGCGGCCUCAUCGAGAUCGACGUGCAGGCCCGCGACCUGGGGCCCAACCCCAUCCCCGCCCACUGCAAGGUGACCGUGCGCCUCAUCGACCGCAACGACAACGCGCCCGCCAUCGGCUUCGUCUCCGUCCGCCAGGGGGCGCUCAGCGAGGCCGCCCCGCCGGGCACCGUCAUCGCCCUGGUGCGGGUCACCGACCGCGACUCCGGCAAGAACGGGCAGUUGCAGUGCCGGGUGCUGGGCGGCGGCGGGGCGGGCGCGGUGCCCUUCGCCCUGGAGGAGAACUACGACAACUUCUACACGGUGGUGACCGACCGGCCGCUGGACCGCGAGGCGCAGGACGAGUACAACGUGACCAUCCUGGCCCGGGACGGGGGCAGCCCCCCGCUCAACUCCACCAAGUCCUUCUCCGUGCGGAUCCUGGACGAGAACGACAACCCGCCCCGCUUCAGCAAGAGCCUCUACGUGCUGCAGGUGCCUGAGAACAACAUCCCUGGCGAGUACUUAGGCUCCGUGCUGGCCCAGGACCCAGACCUGGGCCAGAAUGGGACUGUGUCCUACUCCAUCCUGCCCGGGCACGUGGGCGACGUCUCCAUCUACACCUACGUCUCUGUCAACCCCACCAAUGGCGCCAUCUACGCCUUGCGGAGCUUCAACUACGAGCAAACCAAGCACUUUGAGUUCCGCGUGCUGGCCAAGGACUCGGGCUCACCCCACCGCGAGAGCAAUGCCACUGUGCGUGUCACCGUGCUCGAUGUCAAUGACAACGCACCCCUCAUUGUUCUGCCUGCCCUCAUCAAUGACACUGCGGAGCUCCAGGUGCCACGCAACGCUGGUGUGGGCUACCCCGUGGGCACCGUGCAUGCCCUGGACAGUGAUUUUGGGGAGAGCGGACGCCUCACGUACGAGAUCGUCGAAGGCAAUGAGGAGCACCUCUUUGAGAUGGACCCCACCAGUGGCGAGAUCCGCACUUUGCACCCAUACUGGGAAGAACUCAGUCCCGUGGCUGAAUUGGUGGUCAAGGUCAGUGACCACGGCAAGCCCAGCCUCUCAGCUGUGGCCAAACUGAUUGUCAGGGCCUUGGCAGGACCAUUGCCCGAAGCCGGCGAGCCGCAGGUGAAUGGUGAGCAGCAUCGGCGACCUCACUGGGACCUGUCGCUGCCCUUGAUUGUGACCUUGAGUACUGUCUCCAUCAUCCUACUAGCUGCCAUGAUCACCAUUGCCGUGAAGUGCAAGCGGGAGAACAAGGAGAUCCGCACCUACAAUUGCCGCAUCGCAGAGUACAGCCAUCCCCAGCUGGGAGGAGGGGGCAGCAGCAGCGGGGGAGGAGGAGGAGGUGGCGGUGGUGGAGGCAAGGGCAAGAAGAAGAAGAUCAGCAAGAAUGACAUCAUGCUGGUGCCCAGUGAGGGCGAGGACAGCAGGGGCCCCCUCAAUGUCAUGAACGUAGUGAGCAGCCCAUCCUUGGCCACCUCACCCAUGUACUUUGACUACCAGACCCGUCUGCCCCUCAGCUCACCCAGGUCCGAGGUGAUGUAUCUGAAACCCGCCUCCAACAACCUGACUGUGCCCCAGGGACAUGUGGGCUGCCACACCAGCUUCACAGGGCAAGGGACUAACGCCAGCGAGGCUCCCCCGAGCCGGAUGUCCAUUAUUCAGACAGACAAUUUUCCCGCAGAGCCCAAUUACAUGGGCAGCAGGCAGCAGUUUGUUCAAAGUAGCUCCACGUUCAAGGACCCAGAAAGAGCCAGCUUGAGGGACAGCGGGCAUGGGGACAGUGAUCAGGCUGACAGUGACCAAGACACUAACAAAGGCUCCUGCUGUGACAUGUCUGUUAGGGAGGCACUCAAGAUGAAAACUACUUCAACUAAAAGCCAGCCACUUGAGCAAGAACAAGAAGAGUGUGUUAAUUGCACAGAUGAAUGCAGAGUGCUCGGUCAUUCUGACAGGUGUUGGAUGCCACAGUUCCCUACAACCAAUCAGGCUGAAAAUGCAGAUUAUCGCACAAAUCUCUUUGUACCCACAGUUGAAGCUAACGUUGAGACUGAGACUUAUGAAACUGUGAAUCCCACCGGGAAAAAGACUUUUUGUACAUUUGGGAAAGACAAGCGAGAGCACACUAUUCUCAUUGCCAAUGUUAAACCUUAUUUAAAAGCCAAACGUGCCCUGAGUCCUCUUCUUCAGGAGGUUCCCUCAGCAUCGAGCAGCCCAACCAAGACAUGCAUUGAGCCUUGCACCUCAACAAAAGGACCACUGGAUGGUUGUGAAGUGAAAUCAGGAGCCUUGGCUGAACCAAGCAGCCAGUACUUGUCAACUGACAGUCAGUAUCUAUCACCUAGUAAACAGUCAAGAGACGCUCCAUUCAUUGCAUCAGAUCAGAUGGCUAGGGUCUUUGCAGAUGUACAUUCCCGAGUGAGCCGAGACUCAAGUGAGAUGGACUCUGUUCUGGAGCAGUUAGACCGUUCAAAUCGGGAUCUAGGGAGAGAGUCAGUGGACGCAGAGGAAGUUGUGAGAGAAAUUGACAAGCUUUUACAGGACUGUCGUGGAAGUGACCCUGUAGCUGUGAGGAAGUGA
Messenger RNA from Emys orbicularis (European pond turtle), 3516 nucleotides. RefSeq names its product protocadherin 17 (gene PCDH17). The record is from RefSeq and is a predicted model, not a curated record. Gene Ontology annotation, molecular function: calcium ion binding. Bases 1 to 3516 code for a protein of 1171 amino acids. The transcript is spliced from 4 exons. NCBI's taxonomy places the organism in Eukaryota, Metazoa, Chordata, Testudines, Emydidae. Gene Ontology annotation, biological process: homophilic cell-cell adhesion. Gene Ontology annotation, cellular component: plasma membrane.